AUGUUUCAUACCUUCGAGACUGCGCAAUAUCACAGCCCAGAACAGGCCGAGCAAAACGCAAGCUCGGCCUCCAAGCGAAGAACCUCCACCGUGAGGGCUUGCGAGCCCUGCCGCCGCCGCAAGAUCAGGUGCAGUGGAGAGCACCCCUGUGAAACAUGUCAGUGGUAUCGAAAGGCUGCGUCUUGUCACUAUACCGAGCCUAGACAACGGCAAUUGCCCUCCAGAAGGUCUGUCGAGAAGAUCUCUCAGACGCUCCAGGAAUAUCGGGUCAUCAUACAGAAGCUAUUUCCCAGCGUGCACCCAGACCAGCUGAAAGAGCUCCCUCGCGAAAGGCUCGUCGAGCUCAUCCAGAAGAGCAAUCCAUUUCAUCCCCCUUCGCCCCGAACACCCAGCGUUGAGGAGAAACCUCCUCCCGUGAAUCCGGAUGCUGCCAACCUCGAGCAGCUGCAACCAACACCGGAGGACAGCAAUGACGGUUUUGCCGACCGCAAAACCCAUGCUCUGAAAGGCAUCACGGACGAUGUCAACAUGCUGUCUUUGUCGGUCAAGCAGAAUUCAUCCUAUCUUGGGAUAUCCUCCGUCAUGGCUGUCCUGAGAGUAAUCACCUGGCUUGAUCCAGACUGCUUGACCAAAUCUCCCGAGAGGAGCGUCAUUCCCACCCGUGAACCAUCACCGGCUCCAGAGAAUCAAACGAGUGAGUCUGACCAGACAAGAAACGAUACCUCUUCGGCAUCCGCCUGGGACGAAAUUCCUCUCAUCAAUGCCUACUUUAGCUAUGUCCAUCCAUUCAUCCCUUUGAUUGAGGAGCAAGUCUUCAGAGACACUUAUAUGGCCGCUCAAAGAACCGACUCUCGGUGGCUUCUACUUCUCAAUAGUGUCCUGGCCAUGGGCAGCGUGGCAGCGGGGACGUCAGAGGAUACUGGCCAUCAUGUCUACUUCAACAGAGCAAAGCAGCACCUCAACCUGGACACAUUGGAUUCAGCUCACCUCGAGACCGUCCAAGCGCUUGCCAUCUUGAGCGGCUUCUAUCUUCAUUACGUCCAAAUACCCAAUCAGGCAAAUGCUUUGAUGGGUGCCACCUUGAGAGUUGCCACUACGCUGGGACUGCAUCGAGACUACACCGAAGGUGUGGGCCCUGCAAAGAUUCAGAAAGCAUCGUUCUCAAUUGAGAUGCGCCGCAGAAUAUGGUGGUGUACGUUCAUGCUGGAUUCUUGGGCUGGCUACACUCUCGGAAGGCCGAGCAUGGGUCGAAUGAGCCACGCUAUUACAGCUAAACCGCCUCAAGAACCAAUCGGUCAAUCUACCGCCAUGCUGGCAUUGGUGCAGGAAAAUGUCCGCUUCUGUAUCAUCAGCACAAGGAUGGAAGACGCGCUCGCCGUGUCUCCUCUUCUAGAAGAGUAUGAACGCUGUCCUCUGGAUGCCCUGUACCAGGAGUGGUACAAGCAUUCAUCUGUGCGGGCAGACUAUUCACGGCCAAACCCCAACGAACCUCCCGGAGUCACGGUCGUCAAAAACGUCAUGAGGUGGCGCUACUUGUCGAAUCGCAUCAUUCUUCACCGCCCUGCUCUGCUCUGGUACGCCAUGCGCAAGAUCCCAUGGGAUAGUCUCUCCCUGGAGAGGCAAGCGGCUAUCGAGCUGUGCCGUGGCGUAUGCGCGGAUUUGAUAAAUGACAUUGCCUCCACCUGGAGAGGGCAGAAGGCUUGUCAGAUGUCUGGCUGGAAUGCCACAUGGCUCCUUUAUCAAGCCGUGAUGGUCCCACUUCUUUCGCUCUACUCGGAUCCUCACGACGUCGACGUGGUGGAGACCAGCCGCCAUCAAGUCGAAAUCGCUAUGCGAGUCUUCAAAGAGCUGCAGGGCUGGUCCACCACCGCUCGCCGGUCGCUGGAGGUCAUAAUCAGGCUAUAUGAUGCCAGCAAACGGCAUUCUGCCGCUAUGCAAGAGUUCCAGGAGACAUAUCCGCCACAUACCAUGGACACGCCUACAUCGGCCACAACGCCGGCUCCACCGCAGGCACAAUUGAGUGCAGUGCCGACUCUAGCGACGAUGACGACGUCGUCUUUCCGUCCCACCUAUAUUGACGUCUCCUUUGCCAACACCUAUGGCAACAUGGACGACCUGAACACGGCCACCCAGGAGCUGUUCAUGGACAACAUGUUCGACACGCUCAACUGGAGCACGAGCUGGGACAGCCCCAUUGGCGGAACCCCGAUGAUGAACGGCUGGGAUUACAGCUCCAUGCACCACUGGGCGGGCAUUCCCCAGGCGGAUGAAUAUUUUGGCGGCUUCGGCAUGCCUGCUGAUGACUCCGGCAGCCACAUAGGAGUGGGCCCCACGGGAGCAGGAGGACCGGGGCUUGCGACUGGCGUUGGCACUGGUGCCACUGAGCCAGGAACAGCAGGGGGUUCCUUCGACGUGGACAUGCACCCCGCCUCUGCCAACCCGGGGGACAUCAUGAACAGGCACUAUGCACAUAGCACGAGUAUGGCCCUUGCGAUGAAGAUGGGACAGAGGGCGGAUAGUCCCAACCCAUGA
Messenger RNA from Fonsecaea erecta, 2532 nucleotides. RefSeq lists its product as hypothetical. The transcript has 2 exons. Gene Ontology annotation, molecular function: DNA-binding transcription factor activity, RNA polymerase II-specific; zinc ion binding; RNA polymerase II cis-regulatory region sequence-specific DNA binding. The record is from RefSeq and is a predicted model, not a curated record. Gene Ontology annotation, biological process: DNA-templated transcription; positive regulation of transcription from RNA polymerase II promoter by galactose. Bases 1 to 2532 code for a protein of 843 amino acids. NCBI's taxonomy places the organism in Eukaryota, Fungi, Ascomycota, Eurotiomycetes, Chaetothyriales, Herpotrichiellaceae. Gene Ontology annotation, cellular component: nucleus.